Gavialis gangeticus (Gharial) is the source of this 3129-nucleotide messenger RNA. It is a transcript of the gene TSGA10, whose product is annotated as testis specific 10. NCBI's taxonomy places the organism in Eukaryota, Metazoa, Chordata, Crocodylia, Gavialidae. The transcript has 20 exons. The record is from RefSeq and is a predicted model, not a curated record. Bases 36 to 2924 code for a protein of 962 amino acids.
CACUUCAAGGACAUCCUCAAGGCCAACUUGAAAAAAUGCAACAUCAACAUCAACUCAUGGGAAACUAUCACCCAGGAUCGCCCCAAAUGGAGAAGCAGCCUGUUGCAAGGAUCUCCAUACUUGGAAAUCUUACAAUGACAACAGGAGACACACGUGGGAGCAGCAGAAACAGCAUGUCACAGACCAAACCAAGAAUCCAGAGCCACCCACCGUGUGCGCAAACACAUGCCCAAGUUGCAGUGGAGUGUGUGGAUCCCACAUUGGUCUCAUCAGCCAUCGUCGACCCACAGGUAACAAGAAGAGGAGAUGAUUUUGAUUUAGGGGAUCGAGCUUCUGAAAGUGAGAGAUCUUCUAAUUUGGAAAACAAGAUUACGAACAAAGACAAAAUAAUCCAUAAAUUGAAUUCAAAGAUUGAAGAACUGAAGAAGGAAAACUAUGAAUUAGAGCAACAUGUUAUGCAACUGCUUGAUACCAAGCAGGAUGUGGAGAGUCAGGUGGACAAUCUGACCAGUAAGAAUGAGUAUCUUUGUAAAGAACUGGUAGUAGUUGACAAAUUGGCUGAACAGCUGGAAAAAGAAAAAGAAUUAGUGUUGAAUACUGCCGACAAGGAACUUGAGGAAGCAAAGAUUCAAAUUCGACAACAGCAAAAUAAUAUCAGAAAGUUGGAACAUACAGUGGAAAUACUCAAUUCUAUUAUUUUAGAAACUGAAUCUGGUAAAAAACAAGGGGAGUCUCCUUCAAGACUUCAUACCUUUAUCAAGACAUUAGAGGAGGGCAAAGAUUAUUAUAAAAGUGAAGCUGAGAACGUGAGGAAGAUGUUCCGAAAUAGAUCAUCAAGUCCUAAGCACAAACCUACUUGUGGUAGCACAUCAAAACGUACUUCACCCAUCCAGGGCAUAAAUUCAGAUCCAGACGUCCUGAAACUCUUGAGAGAACGUGAAGAACUUAAGGCAAUGCUUGAAAAAUAUGAGCGCCACUUGUCAGAAAUUCUGGGUAACCUCAAGGUUUUAACAGCUGAGAGAGAUAAAUUUGUCAAUCUUUAUGAUCAGGCACAAGAAGAAAUAUCUAGACUUCGGCGAGAAGUUAUGAAAUCCCCCAAGACUUGUAAAACUACCAUGACAGCUCAAGCUAUCUUAAGACGUCUGGAGACAGAAAGGGAUACAGCUCUUUCUGACUUCCGAAGGAUGACCACAGAACGUGAUAGCCUCAGGGAGAGGAUAAAGAUUGCUCAGGAGACUGCUUUUAAUGAGAAGGCUCACCUGGAGCAGAGAAUUGAGGAGCUAGAAACAACAGUUCAAAAGCUUGACAGUGAACGUUUGGAACACAUAUCCAAGAUGGCACUGAUGAAAGAUACCAUAGAUUCUGUAGAAAUGGAGAUGAAAAUAUUGGCAAGAAGGGCACUGGAUUCAGAAAGUGAGCUCAGUAGACAAAAAGCAGAAUGUGCUUCACUCAGCUUAUUGAAUGAAAAGACAGAACAAAGCCUUUCAGAGACUCAGCAACACCUUGCUAAGAAAAAAUAUGAAUUACAGCUUACUCAGGAAAAAAUUAUGCGUUUGGAGGAAAAAAAUGAUAACUAUUCCAAACAAAAUGUUGCUAAACAAGAUGAAAUCUACGUUCUCAAAGAAACUAUUGCGCAGUUGGAUAGCGAAAAGGACUCCUUGCAAGACUUUAUAGAGGAAAAAUCAGAGAAAAUUGCUGCCUUUGAAAAGACCUUAGCAAUUAAAGAAAAGACCAUUUUAAGUUUGAAGGAAAUCGUUUCUGAGGUGGAGCAUUCAUCAAAACAGUCUGCUGAAAGUCUUUGUGCCUAUAAGGAAGAUAUCACCAGACUGCGUCAGCAACUAGAUGGAGCCAAUCAUGAAAUUGCUCAGACUAACAGAGACAGAGAAUCCUUAGCUAAAGAGAAUGACAGAUUGCAGGAUCAGCUUUAUAAUAUUAAGCAAGAAAAUCAGAUACACCACCAGAAACUUGUGAAGUACGAGAAUGAACUUGAUGAUAUGAAGUUGGAAGUCCAGGAUUCAAAUGCAACUAUUGCCAAACUGAAAACCACGCUAAAUUCUAAAGAGAGAGAAAAUCAUGAAAUUUUGGAGAGGUACCACAGAGCCAGCGAACAGGCAGAAAGCUGGGAAACAAAAUUCCUCCAAGCAGAGGCAGACUGUAAUUCUGUUAAACAGGCACUUCUUAUUGCAGAGUCUGAGAGUCACAGGACAAGAGAGAGAAUAGAAUCCCUUGAUAUAGAGAUGGAGCAACAUUUAGCAACAGAAAAAGCCUACAAGUCACAGAUUUCUACCUUAAGCAAGUCUCUUGUAAAAAUGGAAGAGGAACUUCAGAAUAUACAGCUGGAGAAAGUUUCUGUACUUGCAGAUCUUGCAUCUGCACGAGAAGUUUGCAUUAAAUUAGACUCUAGCAAAGAGCUAUUAAAUCGGCAACUAACCUCUGCAACACAGGAAGUGGAAAGGCUGCGAAAUGAAUGGGAAUCAUCUCGCUCUGAAAUAGAACUCCUUAGGAAACAGCUGGCAAAUGAAAGAAUCUCUAUGAAAAACCUAGAGUCUUUGCUGAUAUCCAAUCGAGAGAAAGAAUUUCAGGCACAGAUAAUAAAACAGGAAAAGGAGUCUGAGAUUCAGCUUCUUAAAGAGCAGCUUUCUCUAGCUGAAAAUAAACUUGCUAUGCAAAGUCGAGAAUUUGCCCAGCUCAGAAAUACAACAUCUCAAUUAGAGUCUGAUCUAGAUAUCACUAAAAGACAGCUGGGGACAGAGCGCUUUGAAAGGGAACGUGCUGUACAAGAACUUCGCCACCAAAAUCUUACUUCUAAUUACCAGUUAAAUUCUACAUUAAGGACAUCCUCACCUGAACACCCCCUCCAUAGGUGUCCUGAUUGGACCCUGGACCGGUCCUUGGAAGGGAAUUCUACAUUCAGAGACUUCUAAGGUUAUUCAAGAUGGCAUGUGAAAAGAUUCCACACAUCCUCUAAAAAGAUGGAAGUUUCAAAUUUAAUCAGGGUCUAUUAAACAUUUUCCCCUACUGAAUACUUACUGAUGUCAAAAUGCACUUGAGAUUCUUUUAUUUUGUUCAAUGGGAAGAAAUUAGGUAAUCUUUUAUUAUUUUGUGCUGUAUCACUAAGACACUUUGGAG